Messenger RNA from Amphimedon queenslandica, 1250 nucleotides. RefSeq names its product zinc finger protein 622-like. Gene Ontology annotation, cellular component: preribosome, large subunit precursor. Bases 83 to 1138 code for a protein of 351 amino acids. Gene Ontology annotation, molecular function: zinc ion binding; nucleic acid binding. Lineage: Eukaryota; Metazoa; Porifera; Demospongiae; Haplosclerida; Niphatidae. The transcript has a single exon. Gene Ontology annotation, biological process: ribosomal large subunit biogenesis. The record is from RefSeq and is a predicted model, not a curated record.
ACCAUACCCCAUAUUAUUGCACCAUCAGUCCAUCACCUCUCGAGUCUCUUUCUUCUUUUCUCAGUCUUUUAUUCGACGUAACAUGUCUGGAGUUCACUCUGUCUAUACCUGUAUAACAUGUCAGGUUGCAUUUGAUGGCCCAGAGCUCCAGAGGUCUCAUUACAAGACGGACUGGCACCGUUACAACCUCAAACGUAAAGUGGUUGAGCUCCCUCCAGUCACAGCAGAGACAUUCAAAGAGAGAGUUCUGGCACUCAAGAUGGAGGAGAGUCUCAGUGUUGAAGAGAAACAUCUCUACUGUACUCCUUGUCGCAAGACCUUUUCAAGCGAUAAGUCGUUUGAGAGUCAUCAACGCUCACAGAAACACAAAAGCAUUGUCAAAAAGAAUGGAGAAACCUCACCUCCAAAAGUCAAGACGACAUCAAAGAGCGAGACGGAAAUUAAGGAAGAAGAAGAGGAUAUGGAAGAAGUCGAAGAUGGAGAACCACUAACUGUAACAGAGUGUCUCUUCUGUCCUCAUUGUGAAGAGGACAUGGAAUCAAACCUUGAUCACAUGAGCCGAGCUCAUGGGUUCUUCAUCCCUGACAUUGAGUACCUUACCGACCUCAAGGGACUCAUUGAGUACCUUGGUGAGAAAGUAGGCAGUGGUAAUCUAUGCCUCUAUUGUAAUGAAAGAGGCAAAAUGUUCUUUACAGUUGAAGCUGUACAGCAUCACAUGAUUGAUAAAUGUCACUGUAAGAUAUUCUUUGAAGGAGAUGCUGCUCUGGAAUAUGCUGAGUUUUACGAUUACACUAAGAGUUAUCCUGAUGAGGGAUCUCCUGAUGAUGACGUCGUUCAGUCUGGAUUGACUGUUAAUGAUGAUCUUGAAUUAGUGUUACCAUCUGGUGCAAUGUUAGGCCAUCGUUAUCUCAAGAACCACUACAAGCAGCGAGUCCCGCUUAUGGUCACACGUAAGCCAAGUCUUGUGUCUAAAGUGGUUGCUAACUAUCGCUCGAUUGGUUGGAAGGAAUCUUCAGAUGCAUUAAAGAGGCAGAGAGAUGUUGCUUGGGCAUCGAAAAUGGCUCAGCAGCGAAAGAUGAAGCUGAGUGUUAAGGCAAAUAGCUUUCAGAAGCACUUUCGUCCUCAAGUUGUGUUUUAAGACUGAAGUUGUCUUGUGAUAUUAAUAUUGUUGCAUUUAAUGUAUUAUAAAUUUUUGCCCACUUUGAUGUCUUUUUGUGUCUAUAAAAAGCUCCAAGUAGUUAUUUAACUAA